GCGAGUGGGUGUGAGCCUUGGGGGCCGGCCAAACUUCCUGUCCCGCGCUGCCGCUGCUUCCGGCGGGAGCCGGAAGACGCUGUGUGUGGACGGAAUUCGGGACCGACUGACGGCUAGCAGGCUGCCCGGGACGGGGAGGCUAAAUUGAUUAUCCACUCAGCACAGCAUCUUACAGGAAAAGCAUAGCAUUUCCUAAAGGAAUAUGAGCAUAGCAGGAAGGUGUCAUUGACUCUGAAUUAAAUUUUUAACCUGUCCCCUCAACAGCUACAGGAUUUGGAAGCUGAAUCAAUGUUAUCAGAUGAGUUAGAAUCCAAACCAGAGCUCCUGGUACAGUUCGUUCAGAAUACAUCCAUCCCAUUGGGACAAGGGCUAGUAGAAUCAGAAGCUAAAGACAUUACUUGCUUGUCCCUCCUUCCGGUGACUGAGGCCUCAGAAUGCAGUCGGCUAAUGUUACCAGAUGAUACUCCAAGUCAUACAAACUCCUCCAAGGAGGUCCCUUCCUCGGCCGUGUUGAGAAGCCUUCAGGUGAAUGUGGGUCCAGACGGAGAAGAGACGAGGGCUCAGACUGUACAGAAGUCCCCGGAGUUUUUGUCCACUCCAGAGUCUCCUAGCUUGUUGCAAGAUCUACAGCCAAGUGAUAGCACUUCUUUUAUUCUUCUUAACCUAACAAGAGCAGGUCUGGGCUCUUCAGCUGAGCACUUAGUAUUUGUACAAGAUGAGGCGGAGGAUUCAGGGAAUGAUUUCCUCUCCAGUGAGAGCACGGAUAGUAGUAUUCCAUGGUUCCUCCGGGUUCAGGAGUUGGCUCAUGAUAGUUUGAUUGCUGCUACUCGCGCACAACUGGCAAAGAAUGCAAAAACCAGCAGCAAUGGAGAGAAUGUCCACCUUGGUUCUGGAGAUGGGCAGCCCAAAGAUUCUGGGCCCCUUCCUCAAGUGGAAAAGAAACUCAAAUGUACAGUUGAAGGCUGUGACCGGACAUUUGUGUGGCCAGCUCACUUCAAGUACCAUCUCAAAACUCAUCGAAAUGACCGCUCUUUCAUCUGUCCGGCGGAAGGUUGUGGGAAAAGCUUUUAUGUGUUGCAGAGGCUGAAGGUGCAUAUGAGGACUCAUAAUGGGGAGAAGCCCUUUAUGUGCCCCGAGUCUAGCUGUGGUAAGCAGUUCACUACAGCUGGAAAUCUGAAGAACCACUUGCGCAUCCAUACAGGAGAGAAGCCUUUCCUUUGUGAAGCCCAAGGAUGUGGCCGUUCCUUUGCUGAGUAUUCUAGCCUCCGAAAACAUUUGGUGGUUCACUCAGGAGAGAAGCCCCAUCAGUGUCAAGUAUGUGGGAAGACCUUCUCUCAGAGUGGGAGUAGGAAUGUGCACAUGAGAAAGCAUCAUUUGCAGCUAGGAGCAGCUGGGAGUCAAGAGCAGGAGCAAACUGCUGAGCCAUUAAUGGGCAGUAGUUUGCUUGAAGAGGCUUCAGUAACCAGUAAAAACCUGGUGCCUAUGAAUUCCCAGCCCAGCCUUGGUGGAGAGUCCUUGAACCUACCAAAUACCAAUUCUAUCCUAGGAGUUGAUGAUGAGGUGCUUGCUGAAGGAUCCCCACGUCCCCUGUCUUCAGUGCCUGAUGUGACACAUCACUUGGUGACCAUGCAGUCAGGGAGGCAGUCAUAUGAGGUUUCUGUCUUAACUGCCGUAAAUCCACAGGAGUUACUAAACCAAGGAGAUUUAACUGAAAGACGGACAUGAGCAUGGGUGUCAACUCCUGGAAGAGCAGCCCUGUCUGAUCCCAGAGUGCACACAGUGGGAACAGGAUGCUUAUGGCUCACGAUCUGCCAGAACCAAAAUGAAUCUGUGAAAGACAGGACCCCGCUUUGGCUUCUGUUCAUCUUUCCUGACAUAGAAGAUGAAUGUAGGAGAGCUUCUCUUCAAACUACAUCUGAUCCAGACAAGGAAGAAAGCAGUGAAUGUGGGCUGGGUAACUGUACCUACCUCUCUUCCCACUAUAAAAUUUUGGGAUGGACUUCUCCCAAAAGUGAAUUUGAUUAUGUGUUGGCUGAAAUUUCUUCAGUAUGACUGUUGAGAAGGGGUUUUCCUUUGAAGAAUUUUCAUCCCAGACUCAGCUGUCUUUUCACAUGGAUAAACUAAGCCCUGCCACCAACCAUAAAACUUCACCAAGAAGCUGAGCUUUCAAGAUGCCUUGUUGCUUUGGAGAAGGGAGUGAUGUCAAUUCUGAUGUGGCAUACUCCCUUUAGCAACCUGAGUAAGAGACUCUCUGCCACUGGGCUGCAAAAAAAUAAAUUACUUGAAUCCCUACUUGGCCCAGGCUGAGGUACUAUCUUGUCACAUCCACCUCUACUGGGCCACUUUGCUUUCUUUGUUUAUGGAAUAUACGAUAGCAUGUUAAAAGGGUUUUUUGGUUUUUUUUUUGUUUGUUUGUUUGUUUUUAAAGUUAACUAUCACAUGAUUCAGAGCUUCGGUUGUUUUCCCUUUAAAUAAACAAGACAGCCCAGUAA
Molecule: messenger RNA, 2492 nt
Organism: Felis catus (domestic cat)
Lineage: Eukaryota; Metazoa; Chordata; Mammalia; Carnivora; Felidae
Gene: ZNF410
Product: zinc finger protein 410
Exons: 12
Coding region: 289-1725 (478 amino acids)
Biological process (GO): regulation of transcription by RNA polymerase II
Cellular component (GO): nucleus; PcG protein complex; transcription regulator complex
Molecular function (GO): DNA-binding transcription factor activity, RNA polymerase II-specific; transcription coregulator activity; RNA polymerase II cis-regulatory region sequence-specific DNA binding
Source: RefSeq, a predicted model, not a curated record